ACCAGACUUGUGAGGGACACUCUUCUGAAAGUGGAUUUUAAAGAAAAAGCAGCUGAUUGUUCCAAUGAUGAGUCAAGAUGGCUGGUUUAGCAUCAAUAAUCAGUGGUGUCGCCCUGUUUUUUGCAGGGAGGAGCUGACAAUGGUAUGAAUGAAAUCCACAGCAGCAAGAUAAUCAAUUCCAUUACUCAGCAGUAAAAAACUAGUCAAGAAGUUGCAGGAUGAAAAGAUGGCACUCCUGUUUGUACCGUCAGGCCAUCACUGCUUGCGUCGGUUCACUCGUGAGUCCCUGGCUGCCAUUGAGAGGCGGAUCGCUGAGGAACAGGCAAGCAGCGCUCAGAAAGAUAGCAAAGAGGAAAGUGAGGAGGAAAUGCCCAGUCCUCAUGCUGACCUGGAGGCAGGAAAACAGCUGCCGCUCAUCUAUGGUGAUGUCCCACCGCAUCUCAUCGGGCAGCCUUUGGAGGACUUCGAUUCCUUCUACAGCAACAAGAAGACAUUUAUAGUGAUCAACAAAGGGAAGACCAUCUUCCGUUUCAGUGCCACACCUGCAUUGUACCUACUGACUCCUUUUCACCAUGUUAGAAGGAUAGCUAUUAAAAUUUUAGUCCAUUCAUUGUUCAAUCUGUUCAUUAUGUGCACUAUUUUGACCAACUGCGUGUUCAUGACUAUGUCUGACCCGGCUCCUUGGACAAAGAAUGUCGAGUACACUUUCACUGGCAUUUACACUUUUGAAUCAAUGAUAAAAAUAUUGGCAAGAGGAUUCUGCAUUGAUGGAUUCACCUUCCUUCGAGAUCCAUGGAACUGGCUGGAUUUCAGUGUUAUUUUAAUGGCGUAUGUAACAGAAUUCGUACACCUAGGCAACGUUUCAGCUCUUCGAACUUUCAGGGUGUUGAGAGCGUUGAAAACUAUUUCAGUCAUCCCAGGCCUGAAAACCAUUGUGGGUGCACUGAUACAGUCCGUGAAGAAGCUAGCAGACGUCAUGAUCCUGACCGUGUUCUGCUUAAGUGUCUUUGCACUCAUUGGGCUUCAGCUAUUCAUGGGGAACUUGCGUCAGAAAUGUGUGCGGGAUUGGCGAGUUGUUGGCGAUGUCAUGCUGAAUGACACACAGAAUUAUACCUGGCCUUGGAACGUUACAUUUGAAGAAUUCAUUAAUGAUAAAGAGAACCACUAUUAUAUCGAGGGAAAAAAGGAUGCCUUACUCUGUGGAAACAACACAGAUGCUGGAAAGUGCCCCACACAUUUUAUAUGUUUGAAGGCUGGAAGAAACCCUGACUACAAUUACACAAGCUUUGAUAACUUUGGCUGGGCCUUCCUCUCCCUCUUUCGCCUAAUGACGCAGGACUACUGGGAGAAUCUGUAUCACCAGAUUCUGCGAACUGCCGGGAAGGCGUACAUGCUCUUCUUCGUCGUCGUCAUCUUCCUGGGCUCCUUCUAUCUCGUCAACUUGAUCCUGGCUGUUGUUGCCAUGGCGUACGAUGAGCAGAACCAGGCGACCAUCGCAGAAAACGCACAGAAAGAGAAGGAGUUUCAGCAGAUGAUGGAACAACUUCGGAAACAGCAGGAACAGGCAGAGCAGGUACUGGCCGACAAGCAAUUGACCAGAUUGGGGAACGAGACCUUGUCGAGAAGUUCCUCUGAGAGGUCGCAUUUAAGUGCAAAGAGCACCAGGGAAAGAAGCAACAGGGCCAGGAGUGGAAAAGAGCUGGGAAAAUUAGAAGAGGGGAUCGAUGAGGAUAAAGAGCUGAGAUCGGCGUCCGAAGAGGGCUUACCACAGAAGCCUCUCAUGACGCCAAUACUUUCAAACCGCCAUACACUCAGACGCAGCAGCAUAUUCCGCUUCCGGACUCACUCCGCGGACGCUGCCAUGGAGAACAUAUUUUCGGAUGAUGAGGUCAGCGUCUUCGACGACACCGAGAGUAUCAGGGAAUCCUUGUGCCUCCCUCAGCUGUACAGAACCAACAGCAACCAGAGCCAUGGGAGCCACCGAUCGGUGCCAGGCACAGCCAAUGUGCAGCUCAGUGGACGGAGGAAGUUGCACAGUGCCGUGGACCAGAAUGGCGUGGUGUCCGUGGUAGGAGGACCUCCAAUCUCGCCAAGCAGCCUCCUUCUCCCUCAAGUGACAGUGGGCAAGCCAGUCACGGAAGACAAUUCAUCCACGUCGGAGAACGAACUGAGUAAGAAACACUUGCUGACAGAUCAUCGUGCCUCCGUGGGUUACCUGGAAGAGACGCAUCAAAGGGAGAGGGCAGUCAGUGCAGCCAGUGUCCUUACCAACACCAUGGAAGAAUUUGAAGAAUCUCACUUGAAAUAUCCCCGCUGCUGGUACUACUUUUCCCAAACGUUUCUUAUCUGGACCUGCUGCCCAUUGUGGAUAAGAAUGAAGAAAAUAUUGAACUAUAUUGUGAUGGAUCCCUUCCUGGACCUAGCAAUCACCAUCUGUAUCAUACUGAACACCCUCUUCAUGGCACUGGAGCACCGGCCAAUGUCCAAGGAAUUUGAUAAUAUGCUCUAUGUGGGGAACCUGGUUUUCACUGCCAUUUUCACAGCUGAGAUGGUCUUAAAAAUCAUUGCCUUGGACCCGUACUACUACUUUCAGCAGGGCUGGAACAUAUUUGACAGCAUCAUCGUCUGCCUGAGCUUGAUCGAGCUAGGCCUAGCCAGAGUGGAUGGCCUGUCGGUGCUGCGCUCCUUCAGACUGCUCAGAGUCUUCAAACUGGCAAAAUCAUGGCCCACCCUCAACACGCUCAUUAAGAUCAUUGGUAAUUCGAUGGGUGCUUUGGGCAACUUGACCCUUGUCCUGGCCAUCAUUGUCUUCAUCUUCGCGGUGGUUGGGAUGCAACUCUUUGGCAAAAGCUACACCGACGCCGUUUGUAAGAUCUCCGUCAAAUGCCAGCUCCCUCGCUGGCACAUGUCCGACUUCUUCCACUCUUUCCUCAUCGUGUUUCGGGUCCUGUGCGGUGAGUGGAUUGAAACCAUGUGGGACUGUAUGGAGGUGGCUGGGCAGCCCCUGUGCAUCCUUGUCUUCAUGCUGGUCAUGGUGAUUGGAAACCUAGUGGUACUCAACCUCUUCCUGGCCUUACUCCUGAGUUCCUUCAGCGCAGACAACCUCAGCUCGCCAGAUGAGGAUGGGGAGAUGAACAAUAUCCAGGUGGCCUUUGCCAGGAUCCAACGUUUCAUCAAUUUUGUGAAGAGGGCCAUUGUGGAAUUCUUCCAAGGCAUCCGCGGGCAGACUGAGGCCUCGGUGGAAGGGAAAACCAUGGUGGAGCUCCCGACCUAUGUCUUCAAUCACACUGACGCCGAGGCGGCGAAAGAGUCCGAGAACAAGGAUGGGAACGGCACAGCCAGUGACGUUGGGAAUAAUGGGAUGGCAAUGGGCAGGAACAAUGAAUCUAUGGCCAAGGAUCCCAAACGGACUGAGAGUGUUCCCAUUGCAGUUAUUGAGCCGGAGUUAGAGUUCUGCGAAGAGGAGGAGCAGAGCACCUUUACAGAAGUCGCUGUUGGCGAGGAGAAGAUGGAUGACCUAACCAGUUGUUCUGAAGCAAGUACUGUGGACAUGAAGAGCAAAGGGGAUGAUGACGAGCACAUUUCAGAACAAACGGAGGAGGCUGUGGAACCAGACGAAUGCUUCACAGAAGCUUGCGUUCGCCACUUUGCCUGCUGCCAAGUGGACACCUCAACCGGAUACGGGAAGGUUUGGUGGAACCUGAGAAAAACGUGCUACAAAAUUGUGGAACACAACUGGUUCGAGACCUUCAUCAUCUUCAUGAUUCUGCUGAGCAGCGGAGCUCUGACUUUUGAAGACAUUCACAUCGAUACAAGGCCAGUGAUAAAGGUGGUGCUGGAAUACCUGGACAAGGUGUUCACUUAUGUGUUUGUGCUGGAAAUGCUCCUCAAGUGGGUGGCCUAUGGCUUCAAGAAGUAUUUCACCAAUGCCUGGUGUUGGCUGGACUUCCUUAUUGUGGCUGUCUCUGUAGUCAGCCUAACAGCUAAUGCCUUGGGAUACGCUGAACUAGCUCCCAUAAAAUCCCUUCGGACACUCAGAGCUUUGAGACCAUUAAGAGCCUUGUCACGAUUUGAAGGGAUGAGGGUGGUGGUCAAUGCACUCAUCGGUGCCAUCCCAUCCAUCAUGAAUGUUUUCUUCGUCUGUCUCAUCUUCUGGCUCAUUUUUAGCAUUAUGGGAGUCAACCUCUUCGCAGGCAAAUUCUACAAGUGUAAGAAUAUGACCAGCGGAGAGGCAUUGCCCAUCAGCGAAGUCAACAACAAGAGCGAUUGCGACUUAAUAAACAAUACGUACAUCCGAUGGCAUAAUGAGAAGGUCAACUUCGACAAUGUCGGUACAGGGUACCUUGCCCUAUUGCAGGUGGCAACAUUCAAGGGCUGGAUGAACAUAAUGUACGCAGCCGUUGAUUCACGGAACAUCGGAGAGCAGCCUGACUAUGAGACCAAUGCGUACAUGUACGUGUACUUUGUAAUCUUCAUCAUAUUCGGCUCUUUCUUCACCUUGAACCUCUUCAUUGGUGUCAUCAUUGAUAACUUCAACCAACAGAAGAAAAAGCUCGGAGGUCAGGACAUCUUCAUGACAGAGGAACAGAAGAAGUACUACAAUGCUAUGAAGAAACUGGGUUCAAAGAAACCUCAGAAACCCAUCCCAAGACCUUUGAAUAAAUUCCAAGGAUUAAUCUUUGACCUGGUUACAAAACAAGCCUUUGACAUUUUCAUCAUGAUCCUGAUCUGCCUCAACAUGGUGACAAUGAUGGUGGAGACAGAUGACAUGGAUGCAUACAUGAAAAGGAUACUCUUCAUUAUCAACAUGAUCUUCAUUGUGCUUUUCACCACCGAGUCCAUUCUCAAAAUUAUUGCCCUGAGGCAGUACUUCUUCACAAUCGGCUGGAACAUUUUUGAUUUUGUGGUGGUGAUCCUUUCUAUUAUUGGUAUUGUGCUGUCAGACGCCAUUGAGAAAUACUUUGUAUCGCCCACACUCUUCAGAGUCAUCCGGCUGGCUCGCAUUGGGCGUAUACUUCGUCUCAUAAGAGGGGCAAAGGGAAUCAGGACAUUGCUAUUUGCCUUAAUGAUGUCUCUUCCUGCCUUGUUCAACAUUGGCCUGCUCUUGUUCCUGGUCAUGUUUAUCUACGCUAUCUUUGGAAUGGCAAACUUUGCCUACGUGAAGCAGGAAGACGGCAUCGACGACAUGUUCAAUUUCCAGACCUUCGGGAACAGCAUGAUCUGCCUCUUCCAGAUUACCACCUCGGCAGGCUGGGACGGCCUCCUGAGCCCCAUCCUCAACACUGACAGCCCGGACUGUGAACCGAAAGCAGGAAACCCAGGCACCAACGUGAAAGGAAACUGCGGGAACCAAUCCGUUGGGAUUGUCUUCUUUGUCAGUUAUAUCAUUAUCUCCUUUCUGAUAGUGGUCAACAUGUACAUUGCCAUUAUCCUGGAGAACUUCAGCGUGGCGACAGAGGAAAGCUCCGAGCCCCUCAGCGAGGAUGACUUCGAGAUGUUCUAUGAAGUGUGGGAGAAGUUUGACUCCGAGGCCACGCAGUUCAUUGAGUACUCGGCACUCUCCGACUUCGCAGAUGCCCUGAAGGAGCCCCUCCGAGUGGCAAAGCCGAAUAAAGUAAAGCUCAUUGCGAUGGACCUGCCCAUGGUGAGUGGCGACAGGAUCCACUGCCUGGACAUCCUCUUCGCUUUCACCAAGCGGGUGCUGGGGGAGACAGGGGAAAUGGACGCGCUCAAACUGCAGAUGGAGGACAAGUUCAUGGCAGCCAACCCCUCGAAAAUCUCCUACGAGCCAAUCACCACGACCCUCAGGAGGAAGCAGGAAGAGGUGUCCGUCAUUGUCAUCCAGCGAGCGUACAGGAGGCACUUGCUGCGCCGGUCCUUGAAGCACGCCUCCUACAUGUAUCGGCACAGAGCCAGCGACGCAAACGUCGUCGUGGAAGAGGCCCCAGAGAAAGAAGGGCUCAUUGCAGCGAUGAUCAAAAAGCAUUACUGCCCCGAGUUAGAGCGAUCAGAGACCAUGUCCUCCUUGUCAUCUCCUCCAUCUUACAACACCGUCACUGGGGCUGUGAGUGAAAGCAUUGAAGUGCAAAUCGCUGACCCACAACCUGACCGGCAACUGGGCUCUAAGAGAGGUCUUGACAGGGAGUCCUUAGUGUAAAAAAAAGCUUUAAAAUGUCUUCUUUGCAAAAAGAAAAUGACGCAAAAGUCAUGUUGUACCCAUUAGAUGCAGAAGAUAAGAAACUCAAAUGACUUGUUUUUGCUUCAGUUCAGAGCUCAUGACAUGAUUGACAUUGGACAUUGGUUCUGACGGCUUUGCUUCAAGCUUUAUACUACAAGAGAAUUGGAGGGACUGCACAAAGCUGUGGCAGUAACAUUGAUGAUGCUGAUAAUAUACCAAGGCUGGGAGCAGAAAACAAGCUAUGGGGUUAUCACUACUCACAAUUAAGCGAUAGUGACUGAUUGUAUGCAUUUAUUUGAAAUAUCAUUAUAAUGGUGUGUCUCUUCCUGGUUAUGUAUGAUCUUGCAUUAACAAUUAUCAUAACUUCGGUAGCAAAUGUAACACUUAUUGCAUAUGUUAUGGAUCUUUCAUAAAUUUACUAUUAUAUCUGAUAUUUUUCUACUUAAGCAUAUAAUUAUCCGAUUGUGCACCAGACGUGUGAGCCGUCUACCCCUUGUCACCUCAGGCAACCACUGACGUCACCAACUCGAUUGUAUGGCUGACUCAAUGUGCCGCAUCACAUUGCAGCUCAGGUGAACAAAGUCAUUCGCAGCAAUACUCAUUGUUGUCCACAUCGAGGGCCAUGAGCAUUGAGGGUUGCCGAACAUUAACAGCUAUAGGCCGAAGGCUCAAUUGCACCCCCCCCCCACCAACCCCCCACCCCCCUCCUGAGCAACCCAGCCAAAAGCACCACUGACUGCAGACAGUCUCCAGCGGGGGGGAGUGGAGCUGGUAGGAGUGGGGAGACGUAAUAACGGCACAGACCUUAUCCCACCCUCCCAAGGAAUGGCGUCUGUUCAGAGGCGGGGGGUGGGGGGGGGGGGUGGUGAGGUGCAGCGGCAGGGUUAGAGGAAGGCAGGGGAAGGCGAAUGAUGCAGAAGAGAAAACACAAGGAGGGCGGGAACAGGAUUCUGUCUUCCACCCACCGACUGCGACAUUUAAAAAGAGUAAACCAAAAAGACAUUUGGAAAAACCUUUGACUUGUAUGGCUAAGAUAGCAGAGUAGUUAUGCAACCACCUUUAAGUUAUUCCAUAGAACGUUUCUUUUUCUCUCUGUGGAUUGCAAACAAAUGAUUUGUUGGGAACUGCAGACUUACUUGCUGCCAUCAGGAAAUGUACAUGUUCUGCGUCGCAGUGAGAAGAUUAAACGGUGUCAGAGGGAAAGGACUUGGUCACAACUUCUUUGUCCCACUCCUCCACGAUGGGGGAGUGGGGGGGGGGGAGAGACCCUUUCAAUUGCCUCACUUAUUUUCCAUUUUACUCACUAUCACGCGUUACCCACAUUACCAUAUGGAUGCUCACUCGGCAAGCACACAUUUAUGCAUGAGUUCCGCUUUAAAUGAGAAGAAGUGCUCAGGCAGGGUUGAACCCAAUCCUUCAGCUUUUCCGUGCGGCCCAGACCAUCCCCAGACCCUGGCCAGCUGGCUUCUGCAGGGAAGUGGUCGGCUUCCUGCUGCGCUGGCUGACCGUCGCUUUGAAGGCCGGGAUGGGGCCGCGGGUCGUCUGAAGGGAUCAGACUGCCCGUCGUUCGAUGUCAAUAUAGGAAAAAGCAAAGAGCGUGGAUUUUUUUUCUAGCGCCCUUCCUGUCCUCGGCAUGUCCCGGAGCUCUUCACAACCCAAGGGGGUGUUGCGGCUGUCGUAACGCAGCGGCCAAUCUGCGCACAGCAAGCUCCCACAAAAAGAGCCAAGCAAUUGGACAGGGUGUAUGCCAAGCGGUUGACCUGAGCCUGUCAGCUUCUUAGCGGACGGGCAAGUUUGGUUAAACGCCACCCCACCCCACCGCGCUCUCAGAGAAGAAUGUUUCUGAGGAGCCUCGGGAACAUUCCCUGAUGAAGCUGAUCUUACCUGGGCCUUUUCCCCCUUCCUACCUUGGCUAAGUUGACUACUAGGUAUUUUAAGAAGGUGCUGAAUGGAGGAUUGCAGUUUUCCAUGCGUGAAGGAGGGCUGGAGCGAGGGCCACGAGGGACAGCACCUCAGACCCAGCCCUCCUCCUGACUGGGUUCACAAGGAGAAAAGAAAUGUUCAAGAUCAAUAAGCAAUGUCAGUCAAAUAUAGAACUCAUUCAUUCAGAAGUAAACGUUAGCCGUGACCCCGAUUCUCUCCCUCCUUCCCGUUCCUGUGAUUUGAUUUUAUUUCUUAAUUGUUUGUGUUUCUGGAAACAAUAUUUAGAGUUUGAAAAAAAUGUGUGUUCUUCAAUAAAAGUGCUAUGUUUGAGCUC
Carcharodon carcharias (great white shark) is the source of this 8435-nucleotide messenger RNA. It is a transcript of the gene scn5lab, whose product is annotated as sodium channel, voltage gated, type V-like, alpha b. Gene Ontology annotation, biological process: membrane depolarization during action potential; sodium ion transmembrane transport; neuronal action potential. Lineage: Eukaryota; Metazoa; Chordata; Chondrichthyes; Lamniformes; Lamnidae. The transcript is spliced from 28 exons. Gene Ontology annotation, cellular component: plasma membrane; axon; voltage-gated sodium channel complex. Bases 227 to 6157 code for a protein of 1976 amino acids. Gene Ontology annotation, molecular function: protein binding; voltage-gated sodium channel activity. The record is from RefSeq and is a predicted model, not a curated record.